UCCAUUAAAUGACGGACAAAUUUUCUGUCUGCGCGACAGCCGUGAACGACACUCGUGUGUUGUGUUUUUCUUUUUUUGGUUGAGUGCAAAAGUUUUUCUUGGUUCCGAUCAGCUCACAUUGCGUACAAGUGCAUGCGAUUACCUGUCGCGCGUGAAUCCAGUGCGUAUAUUUGCCAGUUGCGUAGUGCGAGUGAAUUGUAAUCGCCCGGAAUUGCAUUCACAGUGGUGACCGUCGCAAUCGCGCAACACAAUCGUCGCCUUGUGACCGUGAAGAGUGCAAAGGCGAACCGUUCGUGACGACCGCUAGCCGUUAAGUGUCGUGUGGUGGAAUCGCAAUGUCUUCGAUGAAUGCAAUUAAUCACAAAUUGCAAUCGCUCGAGCAGCGCUUGCUGGCCGAAACGGCAUCAUCACGUGAUAUAUUCUCGACGCCGCAGCAGCCUCGGACGCCCCACCCGCAACAAUUGGGACAGACAACACCUACACCUCGCCGACCAUUAAACUUGCCUGUUAUACAGGCACAACAGACAAUCGAAUCCGAAACAGACAAAAAACUUAAGAAAAUUAUGAAACAGACAGGAAUUUUAAAAAUCAAUGACACAUCAUAUAAAACAGACAUUAAAGACUUAGAAUAUCUCGGGGACUUAGGUAGCGGUACUAGUGGUCAUGUAGUUAAAAUGCGACACAUACCUAGUGGGACAAUAAUAGCUGUAAAACAAAUGCGACGUACCGGCAAUUCUGAAGAGAAUAAACGUAUUCUUAUGGAUUUAGAUGUCGUCCUCAAGUCACAUGAUUGCAAAUAUAUUGUACAGUGCCUGGGAUGUUUCAUAACAGAUCCAGAUGUGUGGAUUUGUAUGGAGUUAAUGGCGAUGUGUUUCGAUAAAUUGUUGAAAUUGAUGAAAAGUCCAGUUCCUGAAGAGAUUAUCGGAAAAGUCACAGUAGCGACGGUCAAAGCACUCUCAUAUUUAAAAGAAAAACACGGUGUAAUACAUAGGGAUGUGAAACCAUCAAAUAUAUUAAUAGACGAACGAGGCAAUAUUAAGCUUUGUGAUUUCGGCAUUAGCGGCAGAUUAGUCGAUUCAAAGGCGAAUACACGAUCAGCUGGAUGUGCUGCAUAUAUGGCACCCGAACGAAUAGAUCCCAAAAAACCUGAAUACGACAUACGAGCUGAUGUCUGGUCAUUAGGCAUAACAAUAGUAGAAUUAGCAACAGCAUCAUCGCCCUACGAAGGUUGUAAAACAGACUUUGAAGUACUUACAAAAGUUCUAGAAUCAGAUCCGCCAUGUUUACCUAAAGAUAGAGGAUUUAGUAGAGAAUUUAAUGAAUUUGUUAGCAAAUGUUUGAAAAAAGAUCAUCAAUCUCGUCCUAAAUAUCCGGAACUUUUAGAACAAUCUUUUAUUAAAAUCUACGAAAAGAAAUUCGUAGACGUAGCAGCAUGGUUUCAAUCAGUUCUAGAACGAACUGGUAAAGUACCGCCACAACGCAGACAAACAUCUCUAUCGGAAAUAAAGACAUCAUCAUCCGCAUCAGCAUCAAUAGCAACAGUUCCAACAAUAACAACAAUGAAUAAUCGUUUAGGGCAAAUGAAAGCGUCGCAAAUACCAAACUAUCAAUGCAAUAAUUUCAAUAAGAUUAGUCACCAUCCGAAUCAAUUACAACCACAAACAACGCAACAACAGCCACAACAACAAAAUAUUUUAAGCAGCAGUAGUAAUACGCAUAGCAGUAACUUCAGUAGCAAUAGUCAACCGCACCAAAUCAAUGCCAAUAAAUUCGAAACUACAAUAUCAAAUAAUCAUCAAUCGGCAGGAAGCAAUUUGUUGCCAUCAUCGUUACCACAACCAAUUACAAAGUCAUAUGCUUAUCAGCCCUUGCCAAGAGAUAUUCCUACAACAAAUGGCUAUGGUCAGUCAUCGCAUCAUAGCCUGAAAGGUAUGAAUGACUAUAAUAAGGACGAAGCAGAUAUUGUUAGUGAAAUGAAUAAAAUGUAUAUAAAAUCACCGUUUGGUCAACGUAAAAAUGAUUUCAAGUCAACGCAGCAUGAUAGUGGUAAUUUUGUUUACGGUGAAAGCCCAAAGAAGCAAUCGAUGCUUAGUAGUUUAGGCCAGACGCUAAUACGUAAUUUAACAAAUUCACCGUUCAGUCAGAAGAAAAUUCAGCAACAGCCUGAGGGUUUUUGGAAUGUAUCGAAUCCGCCGGAUGGUGGAGGUGGAGGCGAUUAUGGAAUAACUAAUAGAAAACACUUUGAUGUGAACAGUGGAAUGUCAAGCGGUGAAAGUGCAUCACCAUCACCAAUAGCUGCUCGCAAACGGUUUCAAACCACAGUACCAAUCGUCAAUGAUGGCAGUUCGGAAUAUGCACGAUUUCCAGGCAAUACUAGUCCAAUCGUUCUUCAGCGAUUUUAUCACCAACAAAAUCAGCUUCGCGAGAAAGAGCGUGAAAAACAACAGCAGAAACGUGAAAUGAACACUAGCACAAAUCCAUUUGUCAAUAGUUAUAUUCCGAAAUAUCACCCCGCCAACCAAAUACCCUCACAACUGAACAACCAAACUACUAGUCAACAACAUAUUUCCGAUGAGUUAGCGCAAAGUACUAGGAAGUAUUCAACAUCACCAACGCUACAUCACAGUCAACAGAUAGGAAGCCAUGGAACUGAAUCACUGCAUCAGCAACAACAAGAGCACAAUUGUAGCCCCAGCAGCAAUUUCCAUUCGAAUAUUCCUGUCUACAAUAGUCAGAACUUAGCGAGUAGUCCUAAGCAAUUUUACACAACAACGACUACCGUAGUGAAUAGUACUAGCAAAAAAUUUAUGUCACCUCCCCAGACGCCAACAAACACCUAUGGAGGUCACAGUGGCGGUACAAGUUCUGGUUAUGGAACACAGAAUGUCUACAGUAAUAACCUUUAUGGGCGCACUACGACGAAAAAUGCCUCGAAAGAGGGUAAUAUAAAAGACGAUCAAGGAUGGUUCCAUUCAAUUACAGGUGUUGUCAAAAAACAUUUUGCCUCUUAUGUUAAAUUACAUUUAACGUCUGGAGACAAAGAUCGAGGUGACAACAACCGCACAUCUUGUAACAAUUAUUUACGAACGAAUAUGAAUAACACAGCAACAACGACCGCAACAAUACCUACUCAAGCGACGACGAUAACAACUACUACAAUACCGACGGCAACAACAAUAAAUCCUCUAAUGACGACUAUGACGAAAAUGGCCGAAGGAGGUGAGAGAAAUAUAUCGGUUGGUAGUAGUAAUGGUAGCCAAUCAAAUACUUCGGUGAAUGGAUUAAAAAUUCAAUCACCAAGCCCGCAUCGAGCAAAUAACGGAAGCGGAUUAGAUAAACGACAUCGCAGUCCUGAUCCACCCCCACGAUAUAAUCGUGGCCAGUCACCAUUAUUGUUACGAAAGAAUCUAUUGGAAUUGGGGCAAUUGCAAGGAUCACCUUUACUAGCUAGAAGGUACAAUACAUCAUCUCCGCCACUUCCGCCUCCGCGACGUGGCUCAGAAAGUGUACCAGGCUCACCGCAACACUUUCGUACUCGUAUCCACUACACGCCAGAACCACAACGUCGAAUAUAUCGUACAAUAGAUCAAUGAGUAGCGCUUCAAAUAAUGGUGAUGUGAUAUUGGUAUGGAUUUAGCGAUGACUAAUAUAAAACUCUCAGAAAUCCAAAACUGCUGAUUUUACCUCUACCACGAUGUGUGUGCAAUAUCUGCUAUGCUGCCGGGAUACAGGUACAACCAACCGUAGCGAACAACUCGACUCAAAUUCUCUUAAUCAUUUGCGAAUUCUUCGGCAACUUAAACGGUCACUAUCUACUACUAUACUAAAUCUAUAAAAUUACUACUGCUAUAACAUUUAGAUGGAAUAGAAAACAAUAUGCUGGGUACAAAAUACGAAAGCACGAAAAAGUGGAAAUGACAGAAAAAAUAUAGUCAUAACAGAUAAAAAUUCGAAUUUGAUAUUAUGAGAAUAUGGCAUAAUUAUUCUUGCAUAAAAAAAAAGUCACAAUUUUUAUAUAAUGUGGUAUUUUUAAAAUGUGCUUCACUUUUGAAACUAAACGAAAUUAAAAACAAUAAACAACAUGCAACAUGUAACUUUGUAUUCAACGGCACACUAUUUAAACGUCUAUAACCUUCGCAUGUACUCCAUAUAUCUCUCCUUAAAAAUAGCGACUACAAGCGAAAAAAUAAUGUGAAAUUGAAAUCAGGUUUCCUAAAUAUUAUCUUAAAUAUGUACAUAUAUAAGAGGAUCUGUAUUGCAUGUAUCUAUAAGGAUAGAUGAGGAAAACAAAUAAUUUAUUUAAAGAAACGUGUUAGACGAGUGCUUAAAUGCAAAUAAUAUUCUCAUUGAAAAUUAUAUUUAGAUAGCAGACAAAUCUUUUCUCCCAAAUCGAAUGAUUAUUUUGCUUAAGAACUGGUUAAGGUAUUUUGUUACCAACUAAACUGGAGCUUCUUUAAUUUAUAGUCAUUAUCAAUUAUCUACAGGAGUGUAUGUAUAUGCAUAGUGUGCAUAGAGAGUUUCCUCAAAAAAUCCUGAUAUAGCAGCUUGGAACGUUUGAGAACAGUAAUCCUGAUAGUUUUCUAGGCUCUGUUUAGUAAAGGUAAAUUAAGUUUAAUAACUUUUAAGAGAAAGAUUGUAUUUGCAAGAUCAAACUAUGAAACUGCCACCGGUAUGGCAGUGCCUUUUCUUUGGAUUCCUUUGUCGUCAACAAAUUCAGUGAAUAUUUUUGACUAGGUUUCAAAAUUUUGCACUAAGAACUCGCUAUCAUCACUGCAACCAUAAUUAUUUGAACCCCAAAAACGGAUUGAUGCCUUUUUCUCAACGUUCAAAGCUGACUAUUAACGAAUUGGGGGAUUUUGUGAAGGGAUCACUGAACCCCUGUAUGUUUUGUGCUUGAGAAACGAAAUGCCUUCUAUGUAUUUAUCUAAAUAUUGAAUUUCUAGUAGAUAUUUUAGCGAGAUCAUCUGAUUAUAUUGCGUUGCGUUAAGACUUAUUAAAACACCGAAAACAAAUUGAAGGCGGUGCAAACUGAUACCAAUGCAGUUGCUUUUGGUUUCAAUUUGUUUUAAAUUGUUUACUUGUCACAGGAUAUUGUUUCUUUCAUCAUUCUCUCUUCCCUUCAAUAUCAUGUAUUUAACUUAUACCAUAAAUGUUGUUGCGCUUAAUUACUUUCUCUUCCAUAAACAAUAACGUUUCAAUACGAAAUCGAUAAUAUUCGUUUAACAGAAACCUAUAACGAGCAUGUAAUGAAUUUUCGGAAUAAUAUGUUAGACCUUGUAACGAACCUAAAAUAAAGUGCAUACGUAUUUAUAUGAAAAAAAUAUUUGCAAUCACUAUAAAUGAAAGCAACAAAAAUAUUUAUAUAAAUAUUUACAAGACCUAAAAAAAACUAUUAUUUUUUAAGACUUUUAUUCAUUCACUUUUGAAUUUGAAUUGAAUUUUCUCGUGUUAUGAAACUUGGAAAAACGAAAAGCGAAAACACAACCGUAACUGCAUGAUAGUUUCCUUUCUGUUCAAACGAUACAAAUAUUAAAUAAAGUGCGAAUGGAUAAUACCACACAGAACAGAGAACCAUAGACACGCAUUCACACUUAAAAACCAACACAUUAUAUUUUAAUGUAAUUCGAAAAAGGAAGAAUCAUACAAAUUCAUUGCGAAAAAUGACUGAUUGUAUAUAUAUUAAUUUUUAUUAUUAAUUAAUUUAUAUUAAAACAACCAAUAUGUAUGAUGAGAGGUAAAAAAGAAAAAUAAAACAAAAAAAGAACUACAUGCAAAGUAAAACAAACAAAAAAAUUAUCGUUAGCGCAUUAUUUAGGAGAAUACAUAAAUUAAAAAA
Molecule: messenger RNA, 5836 nt
Organism: Hermetia illucens (black soldier fly)
Lineage: Eukaryota; Metazoa; Arthropoda; Insecta; Diptera; Stratiomyidae
Product: dual specificity mitogen-activated protein kinase kinase hemipterous-like
Exons: 10
Coding region: 336-3593 (1085 amino acids)
Biological process (GO): protein phosphorylation
Molecular function (GO): ATP binding; protein kinase activity
Source: RefSeq, a predicted model, not a curated record